Acanthamoeba castellanii str. Neff is the source of this 1497-nucleotide messenger RNA. RefSeq names its product ankyrin repeat-containing protein. The transcript has 3 exons. The coding region runs from base 1 to 1497 and encodes 498 amino acids. Gene Ontology annotation, molecular function: protein binding. NCBI's taxonomy places the organism in Eukaryota, Discosea, Longamoebia, Acanthamoebidae. The record is from RefSeq and is a predicted model, not a curated record.
AUGGCCUCCUCUUGUCGGCCAUCUCGCCCGCUUCAGCAUCGCCCGAGGAGGUGGGCGAACCAGCUGGCGGCGACUUCGCCGGCUGGCUGCCCAUCCAUCUUCUACUCGCCUCGCGUGCACUCUCCCCCCUCGCCGCCCACCCUCCCGAGAUCCCCCCUCCUUCCUCUCUUGUCCACUCUUCUCCAAUCGCCCACCAAAGGCUCGUUGGUGAACGCCAAGAACGGACAGGGCAUGACGCCGCUUCAUCUCGCCGUCAGCCGCGGCUGUGCACCCUACAUCAUUCGCCACCUCCUCAUCCUCGGGGCCGACCCCACCAUCACCGCCAAAGGGAAGACGUGCGUGCAGCUGGCGCAGAACGAGGAGACGGUGAAGCUGCUGCUCAACAGCCGCGCGCCGUCGAACAGCGGACCCCUACUCACCAAGGCCUCGUCGCGCCUCAACAUCCGGCGCUCGGCGGACCUGCCCAGCAUCAGCACGACCGACUCAUCCUUCUCUUCCCUCUCUAGCUCCAGCGAGGCGUCCUUUUCCUCUUCUUCUUCUUCUUCUUCUUCGUCGUCUUCGUCUUCAUCUCUCGCCUCGCCUUCGCAGUCAUCAUCACCGUCAUCACCGUCAUCACCGUCAUCGCUUUCUCCGCACAGUUUGCCGAAGCCGAAGCCGGCGUCGUCGCCAUCGUCGCCCAAGGAGAGCCGACGAGACCGAGACGCCGCCGGUGAUGACUCGCUCUCGCUCUCGCUGCCGCCGCCGCCGCCAUCGACCACGGCAUCGCUCUCGUCGUCGCCGCUCACCUCGCCGCGCGACACCCUCAGCAGCGGCGGCAGCGGCGUCCGGCGGAAGAGCUCGACCAUCAAGAAGAAGAAGAAACAGUCCACCCUCACCAAGCAUCGCAGCCGACCAUCGUCGCCACCGACCGUCGCUGCCGCCGCUGACGUGGCUGUCGACAACAACAAUAACGACGACGACCAGGGGCAGCGGGCCGCAGCUGCGGCCUUGGCGGCUACGAAGGAGGAGCAGCAGCAGCAGCAACGUUGGAUGGCCGAGCAGCAGCGCGAGUGGGCUCGCAUCGGGCGCGAGCGGGCGCAGCGAGUCGACGAGGAGCGUACUAUCUACCUCCUCCUCUGCCUGCUCAGCGCGCUCGCGGCCGUGGUGGGCGGCCACCUGUGCGGCUACUACAUGGGACGCCUCGACGCCGACAACCACCACUACGCCCUGCUGAGCGCCCAGCACCAGGCCAACAUCGCCAACGCGACGACAGCUCUGUCGUCGCCGCCACCAGCGUCGUCUUCGUUCUUCUUCUCUUUCUUCUCUUGGUGGAGUUCGUCGUCUCCACCGCCGAUGUCGCUGCCGCCGGAAGUGCUCCCUGGCGGCAGCGGAGGCGGCGAGGAAGCCGCGCGAUCGGAGACCACCAUCGUGCGCGUGUCGUCGUCGCUGGGCGGAGGACUCGUGGCCUUUGCCGGCCUCCUCAGCCUCUACCACUUUGCCCUGAAGAUGCUUCGCUGA